This is a messenger RNA of Dentiscutata heterogama, 877 nucleotides long. The record is from the annotation of a GenBank genome assembly. Lineage: Eukaryota; Fungi; Glomeromycota; Glomeromycetes; Diversisporales; Gigasporaceae.
AAAUAUAGACGAUUUAGUAGAUGUUUCCAAACUUACAUGGAAGGAUCCAAUUGCGAGUAUGGUUCUUAGUGACGAUUCGGCGGUGGUAGAAAAUUUAAGCAAAAGACAACGACGAACCUUCUUGGAGCCUCGAGAGAAAAUGAAAUGCAAACUCCCUGAUUUAGUUUCUCUUAAGUGCAACGAGUCUGCAAAUAAUUUUCACAAGAUAAGCAUUCUGGAUGAAUUUAAAGAUAUCAGUCAUAAUGGUUUAUGGAAAGAGGAGGAAUCUGAUCUAGGAAAAAUAACCGAACGAAUUCUUAGUACACCAGGAAAUGUGUGGAAUAAUCCAGCCUUCGAGACGAGCAUGUCCCCUGAACGCCAAAGCUUGGCAAGCAAGGCACGUAGAAACGAUGGAAUAGAAUGUUCGUGUGUCUUCUGCAGUGCCACUAAAAAAGAAGAGGAUGAUAUAAAAUUAUGGAGAGAAUUGUUGGAUGGGAGUAGCUAUAUAAAUUCUGCAUGUAGACCUAUUCAUAAUCAGUUCGGUGUAGUUGGAAUCCAGGUGGCUGGCGAGAGAAUAUAUUUAAAUGUUCUCAUGAAUGAUACGAAUGAAAUACCAAGAUACUUCCACCUGGAUAUCCCACUAACUUCGGACAUGUCGUGGCGUGUAGAACCGCUUAUACGAUUAUUAUUAACCUUAAGAAAUAUCAUAAUUGUGAAUAAGAGUUUGCUCACGCAGGCGUUAGAGCAAGCUAUCUCGCAUCCACCUCGAAAUGCUCACACGAGUCCCACUGUCUCUUCACCACGUAGAGAAGAAUGUAGAGAAGAACCGGGACAAAAAAGACCUAGGAAGAAUAGUAAAACCAGAAGGUUGACUAAACGAAAAAGUGCAUAUUUUUAG